AAAACAAUCUUUAGUUGUUUUUAACCAGCUUUUAUAGUCAGGUGCAACUGGAUAAACAUUUAGAUUUGGUUUCCAGUGUUCGCGUUUUCAGGAAUGGUUGCCAGGUUACAGUCUCGAGCAAAACUGUUAUGAAUGAUUAGAGUAGGAAGUUGAACGGACGCCGCUGAUUGGCUGUAACCGUACCACCGUGGGCGGGAGAGGGGCGGGGAAAGGGCGUGACGCCCCCUACAUGUGGGUGUUACGCAAACCCAGACGAUUGGACAAGUUCUGACUGGAGAAGCGAUAGGAACGCUGCUAUUGGGCGAUGGGCGGGGUUUAAGGAUCGGGUAUAGGAACAAAUCGAGCUGGCCACGCGCGUGCGGCUCGACAUUGGCUCGAACAAGGGACGGUGAAGAAAAUCUUUAACGCAGUGUGUUUUUGUCUUAACGUUCGUGUUGGUUUCCUUUGAGUGCAGAGUUGUUCUGGCAUUCUUUUACGCAAUGUAUUUUUGUAUUUUCUGAAGAAAAAAAAACAACUAAAUCAUAUCUAGGCUACAUACGCUUUUAGUAUAUUUGAAUAGAUACGACGUUAAUAUCGACAUUGCAUUUAAAUAGAAUUGAAGUUGUACCGAUUGUCGGAAAUCGCAUCGUCCGGACUGUUCGGAUCUCACAGUUUAAAAAAACAAAAACAUCUUAUUUUAGGAGAUUACGCGAGAGGAAUAUUCACGUGGACCAGACACUUUUUUUUGUGUGUGCGCGAGCUCGAAUGGAGCAGCACGCAGAGGCGCGAGGCUGUACCGGUCACGGAUCGCGAUCCCGGUGUUCCGAGCUCCUGCACAACAACUGCAUGCAUUUAUCCAUCCAGUCGACGACGGGAACCCGCUUCGAGCUGUCUCUCCCCGCGGAGGAGACGGUGGAGGGGCUGAAGAGGAGGCUUUCACAAAAGCUCCGAGUGUCCAAAGACAGGCUCGCGCUUCUGCACAAAGACACGAGGCUAAGCUCAGGGCGGCUCCAGGACUUUGGAGUUACGGACGGGAGCAAGUUGACCCUCGUACCCUCGGUGGAAGCAGGAUUAAUGUCUCAGGUCUCCAAACCAGAGCAGUCCAUCAUGCAAGCGCUGGAGAGUCUGACAGAAACUCAGGUUGGUGACUUCCUAUCAGGGCGUUCUCCGCUGACACUUGCCCUUCGUGUAGGGGAUCACAUGAUGUUCGUGCAGCUGCAACUGGCCGCACAAAACUCGGGCGUCCAACAGUGCGCCACUAGGGCUCCUUCGAGCACAACCAGGACCACACAGCACAACACAGUGCCCUGUGGGGGCAGCAGUGAGCACCAUCAUACUCCAACCACUGCCCAUAACAACCAGAGGGCAUCAGCUGGACACCACCCCCACCAUGCCCACCACCCCCACCAUGCUCACCAUGCUCACCUGUCACCCCCCUCCAGUCCUACACUUUCCCCAGGCUCCGUCCAUUAUCCUCACCUGGCCACAGGUGCCUGUAGCCCUGCCCCCAGAGCAGCCACGCCUUUCCAGCAGGGUGAGUGCGGGUCUUCGAGUGUAAGCGGAAGCACCAGUUCAUGGCCAAGUAGUAAACCAGGUGCGGUGAUAGAGAGCUUCGUGAACCACGCUCCUGGCGUUUUCUCUGGAACCUUCUCAGGCACCCUUCACCCGAACUGUCAGGACAGCACCGGGCGUCCGCGCCGUGACAUUACCACCAUCCUGCAGAUCCUCAAUGACCUACUGAGUGCUACACGCCACUACCAGGGCACACCUCCUGCCCUGGCCCAGCUUCGCUGCCAUACUCCGACACCCGCGUCUCCCCGAGCGACGACGCCCACUUCGCCAUGCCCGCCUCCCUCACCCACCGUCAUGGAGCUUCCAUCAGCACCCGUGUCACCAUUAUCAUCCUCACCUACCUCAGACAGACUGGCGCUGAGCCACAGCCGCAUCAGCAAACCAAUGGGCGAGCCCUCCAGGCAGACGGAGAACAAGGCGACGCGCUGUAAGGUGGAGCGGUUGCAGUUGUUGCUGCAGCAGAGGAGGCUCCGCAGGCGGGCGAGGAGAGAGCCCAGGGCUCCCUAUCAUUGGCUGAGCGAGCGCAAAGCCACCCGAAGCCACAGCAACAGCAGCCUGAGCAGCGACGGCUCCAUCGACCUCGACUACGACGAGGCGCUCUGGAAGAACGACGUCCAGACCGACAUCGGCUCUGAGUUCGUCGUGGCCUGAACGAGCAACCCCCCGAAGAAAGGAGGACAGGAGAAUGAGAAGAUGCCACGUGGCGGAAAGAGAAAGGAUUUACACUCGUCAUGAUGUGUAAUGCUGGAAUUUUUUUUAGCGAUCGUUCGAUUCGAAACACAAAAUUGCGUUCGGAAAGAGAACUCACUUCAUCCUACAGCAUGAAGCGAACCAAGUGAGCGUCUCUCUGUACUCUGGAUACGCGAGAUGUACUAGAUUCUGUGGUUCGAUCAUUCUGACACGUUUUCACCCGAUUUGCUCACUUAACAUGGUGGUGGUUUGAGUUGCUGUUGUUACGAAAUGCGUCAUGUAGCAUUAUGAAGCAAGAAAUUCAGGUGUUUCUCACUGGUUUAUUAUAUUUUGCACACUUCUUGACCUGUGAGCAUUAAGGUUUCCUUUCUUUGUUUUUGAUACGCAGCUCAAGUGAACUCAAAUUCAAAUCGACUCAAAUUCAGAAAGCAUUUAUUACACACACAUUCUUUGCUUGUUCACACUUGUAUCUGUCACUGUAUCUCCUGGUUAAAGUAUUAAGAUCAUAUCACAGUGCCUCUGUUUACCACUUACUGUAUUGAAGCAUCACAUCUGGAACACAUCUGGAUGGUUUUUUUUUUUUUUUGCUGCUACGAAGGAUGACGUGCGAAAGAGAAGAGUCUUGUCUGGUCAUCUAUCUCAUUAUAAGUAGGAUCCGAUUCUACAGAAAUGUACAAUUCUGCCUGUUUCUCGAACAUACAAGGACCUAUUAAGUGGGGUCAUUCACUGAUUGGCUCUGUAGCACCGUUUUACAAACUGAUUUGAAGAGAAAAUGACUUUGAUGUCGUACUUUAGGUUUAUGUCACCUGCUGUUCCACAUCAAGGUGAAGAGUAAUAUCGGACGUGAUAUCUUUUCCACUAUGGACCAUUGCUGUCUCAACAUGUGUAUGAUUGAGAAAACUGGAAAUGGACAUGUUAACAAACACGGAUGGACCUUGUGUACAGUGGCCUUACCUAUCUUUUUAAUGGAAAAAAAAAAAUAGCGAAAAGUGCAGGCACUGGAAACUCUGGAUCCUUGAUGUGUAUCGUGAUUUCGACACGCCAUUAGAGCAUUAGUGAAAGGCUCCCGUGCCUCAACAACGUGCCUGAGACAAGCGGAACAAAGACGUUUCUUUCCUCGUCUGAUAAGUCACUCAGCCUUCUUGGCUGAGAAACAGAGAUAAAAGAGUACUUUCUCUGUUUUUUUUUGGUUUUUUUGGUGUUUUUGUUUAUUUUUAUCAUGAUGUAAUGUCUGUCCUGUGUAUCUCUUGUGCAUCUUUCGUCUUGUGUACAUCCUGUCUUUCAUUCUUGAAACCGGAAUCUCCAUAAAUAUAUUGAGAUAUAUAUAUAUAUAUAAUACAUAUAAAAAGAGGAACAGGUCCACAUAAACAAAUAUCACUCUGUAAACGUAUUCAUAACGUGUCACGAUGUGUACGUCUUCUGUUUCUGCACAAAGUUCCCAAAAUAUUGUUACCUGGAUGCAUGGGAUAUGAUAUAAUUUAUUUAAGGUUGAAUUGAAUAUAUGAGUAGUUCAUAAGGAAAUAUACACAUUUGGUUGGGAUGUUGUUUUUAAAGUUGACGAUGGUGGGGUUUUUUUUGUUUUUUUUGUUUUUUUUUCUGUCAACGCUGCGUUUUUCGUUGCCUGUACUGUCUUGUGAUCUCACAGGUGAGGAGCCUCUGCUUGUGUAGCACAUUUUUAUAACUGUUUUAAUUUAUAAAGCCGAUCUCGCAACUGUGAAGAAACGUUAUCUGAUGUUUUUCUCGUCACCUCUUUUUUUGUGUGUGUGUGUGUGCGUUUGUUUUUCUCGUUAUUUCCGUUUUUUUUGUGUAUUUUGUCAAAAAAAUGAAACCUGGUAUUGUAAAAGAGGGAAACAACUAAAAAAAAAAAAAAAAAAAAACACCCAACUGAUUUUCUUUGUUCAUAAGCAAUACAUUUCAGUGUGGCUUGCUGUAGACAUUUUUUUUCUUUUUAGGUAAUAAAUUUUAAUUUUAAUUCAA
Messenger RNA from Ictalurus furcatus (blue catfish), 4218 nucleotides. Its product is annotated as midnolin-like. The coding region runs from base 745 to 2202 and encodes 485 amino acids. Gene Ontology annotation, cellular component: nucleus. The record is from RefSeq and is a predicted model, not a curated record. The transcript is spliced from 7 exons. Gene Ontology annotation, molecular function: protein binding. NCBI's taxonomy places the organism in Eukaryota, Metazoa, Chordata, Actinopteri, Siluriformes, Ictaluridae.